Molecule: messenger RNA, 813 nt
Organism: Bactrocera dorsalis (oriental fruit fly)
Lineage: Eukaryota; Metazoa; Arthropoda; Insecta; Diptera; Tephritidae
Product: cyclin-dependent kinase inhibitor 1C
Exons: 2
Coding region: 158-559 (133 amino acids)
Source: RefSeq, a predicted model, not a curated record
ACAUAUGUAUAAAUAACAAAGUAACUUUGUGGCUCAUCAUCAUUUGUGUUUCGAACUCCUCGAGUGUGUGUUAGCUCGUCAAAAUUCAAAUACGAAACAAAUCACCUUCUGGCCUUUCGAGCAAGCAGCUAAUAAGAUCAAAAUAAAUACCGUAAAAAUGAAACUAAUCAUCCUCGCUUUCGCCAUAAUCGGUUGCGCCGCCGCCCAAUUCGACUCGGCCACACAAGGUCCCAACCCACAGGACAUCGCCACACCGGAACCCGAAUAUAUCGACAUCGACGAACCACUUCCCGCACCAGCCGCCGCGCCCAUCGCUCGUACCAGCUUCAUUCCCGCACCACGUCCCGUUGCCCAACCCAUUCCCAUUGCGGCACCAUCCUUUGUACGCGCACCCACCCAAGCCAUCCCCAUUGCGGCGACAUCCUUCGUACGCGCACCUACCCAAGCGUAUCUGCCACCCGGCAGCAGCCACGCACAAGGCGGACACGUCUUCAGCCCACAAGGCGGCUACCAAUACAGACAAGUGCGCAGACGUUUCGUCUAUCGUCGCCGUUAUUAGAGCGUUGCGCACACUCUUUACUGUUAAAGUAGCAGUAAAAGCAGAUACACACUAAUUACAAGAACAAGGAGUUAAUAGCUGUACAUAGAACCGUAUGUGUGGCUGUGUGUGCGUAAGCGCUUGCGCAUAUAUACACACACAACUACACGACUUCCAUUAAUUAUUUAAAAUAUUAUUAAUUUGUAAGUUUAAAUGUGAGUGAAAGAAACUCGUAAAAAUAAUAAAAAUAUAAAAACUUAAAAAUACUAAAGUAA